Messenger RNA from Erythranthe guttata (spotted monkey flower), 1562 nucleotides. RefSeq names its product PDI-like 2-2 (gene PDIL2-2). Gene Ontology annotation, cellular component: endoplasmic reticulum lumen. Gene Ontology annotation, molecular function: protein-disulfide reductase activity; protein disulfide isomerase activity. The record is from RefSeq and is a predicted model, not a curated record. Gene Ontology annotation, biological process: response to endoplasmic reticulum stress. Lineage: Eukaryota; Viridiplantae; Streptophyta; Magnoliopsida; Lamiales; Phrymaceae.
GAAAAAUCAGUACCUAUUCAAUUAGAAAGAAACAAAAAAUGGAGAAAUCGACACUGAUCUCACUCAUUCUUCUCUCCUUGAUUGGAAAAUUAGGGGUUUAUGCUUUAUACGGACCAUCUUCCCCAGUUCUUCAGCUUACCGCCGACAAUUUCAAGUCCAAGGUCCUUAAUUCAAAAGGCGUAGUUGUGGUUGAGUUCUUCGCACCAUGGUGUGGUCAUUGUCAAGCGCUGACACCUACGUGGGAGAAGGCAGCUACUGUCUUGAAAGGCGUAGCGACUAUCGCGGCUCUCGAUGCUGAUGCUCACCAGUCACUAGCUCAGGAGUAUGGAAUCAAAGGGUUUCCUACGAUUAAGGUCUUUUCACCAGGAAAACCUCCUGUAGACUAUCAAGGAGCUAGGGAUAUCAAGCCCAUCGCGGAAUUUGCACUGAAACAGGUAAGAGCACUCGUGAAGGAACGUCUGGAAGGGAAGUCAUCGGGAGGAUCCAGUAAGAAGUCAGAACCCAGUGCUUCAGUUGAAUUGAACUCAAGUAAUUUUGAUGAACUGGUACUCAAAAGCAAGGAGCUCUGGAUUGUCGAGUUCUUUGCUCCCUGGUGCGGACACUGCAAGAAGCUUGCUCCUGAGUGGAAGAGGGCAGCCAGCAGUCUGAAGGGCCAGGUGAAGCUGGGUCAUGUAGACUGUGACGCCGAAAAAUCUUUGAUGAGCAGGUUCAAUGUGCAAGGAUUUCCCACUAUCAUGGUGUUCGGUGCUGACAAAGACAGUCCAUUUCCAUAUGAAGGUGCCAGAUCAGCAUCAGCAAUUGAAUCAUUUGCGUUGGAACAGCUUGAAACAAAUGCUCCCCCUCCUGAAGUGACUGAAUUGACUAGCCCUGAUACUUUGGAGGAGAAAUGUGGUUCAGCUGCCAUCUGCUUUGUUGCCUUUUUACCUGACAUAUUGGACUCCAAGGCCGAGGGCAGAAACAAAUAUCUCGAUCUUUUGUUAUCUGUUGCAGAAAAGUUCCGAAAGAGCCCCUUCAGCUUCCUUUGGGCUGCUGCGGGUAAGCAAUCUGAUCUUGAAAAACACGUCGGAGUUGGAGGCUAUGGGUAUCCAGCUUUGGUAGCCCUCAAUAUCAAGAAGAAAGUUUUUAACCCACUUAAGAGCGCAUUUCAGCGUGCUCAGAUUAUAGAGUUUGUGAAUGAAGCAAGUCAGGGUGGAAAAGGAACCCUGCCUUUAGAAGGAAGCCCUGAAAUAGUGAAGACAGAAGCAUGGGAUGGUAAAGAUGGAGAGAUAUUUGAAGAAGAUGAGUUCUCCCUUGAAGAACUUAUGGCUGAUGAUGACACUCUUGCUACUAAGGAUGAGCUCUAGUUUUACAAUUUUUUCUUUUAUUUUAUUUACAUUUAGAGAAAACAUUUAAUUGAGCUAAAAACAGUUUUGAUUGUUGAAUUGGCAUUGCAACUCUUCUGAAUGCUUUAGUUGUCUUAAUACAACAGUCUUACUCGUCGUCUGUAGGGGCUUGUGCACAUGUAUGUGUUAUACGCGUGUGUGCACUUGAAUAUAAUCGAAUGGUAAAACUUUUUACGACUU